AUGGAUGGACCGCCCUACUCUUCCUCUUCCUCCGACACCUCGUCGCCGUUCUCCUCGUCCAGCUCCUCGCCGGCGAAGCCCGCCACCUCGCCGGCGGUUCUCUCCAUCGAGUGCUUGAAAGGCAGCUCGCGCGGGGGCGAGUGGUCCGGCGACAUGCUCCAGACCGGUGACGUGGUGGAGGAGCUGCGGAUCGGGAACAUGGUCAUGAAAUCGCCCUUCAGAAACGGCAAAUCGGCGGUCCAAAAGAUCCUCCACGGUGCGUACAAGAACAAGGAGACGUCGAUCCGGGUCCGGGUCAGGCGGGGCUCCGACGAAUUUGCGGAGCUCCAGGCGUGCAUCGUGCCCGGGGACCAGUUCCUCGGCCGGAAGCAGUAUGUCCUGCGGGCGAUUGACGACCCGAAUUACGCUGUCGGGUUCGUGGACCGGACGGAGGCCGAGUGCUUCAAGUUGCAAGCUUCGAGAAGCAUACGAAUGGUGAGUGCACUGGAGCGGGCUCCACUCCAGGAUGGGUACGUCUCAUACCCAUGGGAACGUAAGAUGCACGAGAUGCUUGCCAUUCCCAGCUCAAGCAGCUUCUACUCCGUCCUCUUCCUCCCCAAGUCCUCCGACAAGGCUGGGACCCGCUACAACGACCUCGAGGACACACUUGCGCGUGCCCAUGCCUGGAUCAACGCGUCCCAGGAAUCGGGAGCACCAGUCGUCUUCAUGAGCGUUCAGACCGAGUCUCUGCUUACCAAGAUAUCCGGAGAAACGGCCUCGUCCACGGUUAAUGCAGGGUCAUUGGCGGACUUGUCCAACAUCGCAAACACGAGCUUGUAUGGUUUUGAAGACUACCAUGGUGUCGACAUUGGAGUCGUGAGAGCUGUUCGCCUCUGGUUCUCGCCUCUCGCGGGUGAGAUCCCCAUUCAGAUCAGCAUCAAAGACUCUGAUACAAAGCUCGGCUUCGCAAUCAGCCGAACAGCAGAGGGAUUCAUCCACAUAUCGUCUGUCACGAGAGGGGCCGUGGAUGGGCCAUCAGCCCGUUCGGGCCUGAGCCACUUGCAUGAGCAGGCGACGCGAAGCUCGCGCCUGCUGAUAGUGUCCCGGAUAGCAAACCAGAAGGUGCUCCCGUGGAUGGUCUCCACAACGGGCGCAAUCAGGUGUUUCGACACGGUCUCCCUCAGCCAGAAGCUUUCGUUGCACCGCCACACGCGGGUCCCAGUCAUCCUCCAUGUUUUUCUCUGGGACAGGAACGUGAGCCUCGCAGCAGAUGCCGACCGCGGCCUUGGAGCCCGGCCCACUUCAAGAGAUGAUGUUGGUUUGGAAACAGAUACGAAUGGAAGCCUGGAGAGUCGGGAGAUGGAGGGGGACUCGUCGAUCGAGAGCCGGGACAGUGAUAGUGGAAUGGAGCUUAGGUUAGAUAGGGACACGGCUGGGGAAUUUUCCUUCCGUUUUCUAGAAGACCGAGUGCCGCAUGGAGGGUCACGUAGCGCUGGUCUCUACGGCCAUCAAGGAGGUUACAAGAGGUCUCUAGAUCAGCUUGGGGCUGUCUGGGAUGUUUCGUAUGCGUUGGAGGCACCUUGGGACAAGCAAACACGUUGUAGAACUACCCGGAAGGGCCCAAAUGCACGUAGUGCACUCUGGAUGUGCCGGGAGCAUUCCGGAAGUGUUGGGGACAUUCCGGGCGUGUGGAGGGCAUUUCGGAAAGGUGGAGAGUGUCCCGGAGGUGUGCAGAUGUGUCUGGAAGCGUGUAGAACGUUGCAGAGCCUUGGAGAAUACAUUCUAGAGCCUUGUGGAACAAUUCGGAAGCUUGUAGAAAUUUUCAGAAGCUUGGAUAACGUCCCGAAACAUUGUGGAAUGUUCCGGAAGCUUCAAGAACGACCUGGAAUAAUGGAAAACUCCGGAACCAUGUGGAAGGAUCUAGAAGCAUGUGGAACCUUUGGGAGUAAUGUGGAGUCUUUUAGAACCUUCUCAAGUAUUAUAGAGAAUUCUAGUAGGGGCAUGAACAUACUAGAACCUUGUAGUAGGAACAUAGCAAACCUGGGUGCGGGAGCACACCACCACGACCAAAGAAAAGAGGUGCCGGGAUCAAAGUCGAGCUCGCGUAGAGGUUUCGGCACUGGAUCAAGCUGUUGGGGAAAGGAGGAGAAGCUCGAACGGGUCGAGUUUAACUUCCAGACGUUGGAGACGCACGUCUUGGAAGAAAUGGAUUCCAUGAAGCCCACAAUCCAGGAGGGACUGAAGCGGCGCCCGUUGGCAGAGGAUCGUUUGGAUCACCUGGAGGACUUUGUCAAGGGUCAAUUGGUGGACCUUGUGACGGGCCUCCAAGCAAGCAUCGAGGGGAUGCGCGAGGACCUUGCAGUGUGCAAGCGGGUGAUCGCUAGUAGAGAGGCUAGUCACCUGAUGUCCUCUCCAAAGGUGGAGUGCCCGAAGCCAACCGGGUACAAUGGUGUGAUGGACGCCAAGGAAGUGGACAACUUUUUAUGGAGCAUGCAACAAUAUUUCGAAGGCAUCAGACUCAAGGAUGAGUCUACUAAGGUAUGUAUCGAUGUUCUUUACCUUUCCGAUACCGCAAUAUUGUGGUGGCGUCGGAAGCAUGCCGAUAUCGGUAGGGGCGUUUGUCGGAUUGAGUCAUGGGAUGACUUCACGAGGGAGCUCAAGAGAAAAUUUUAA
Messenger RNA from Striga hermonthica, 2652 nucleotides. Lineage: Eukaryota; Viridiplantae; Streptophyta; Magnoliopsida; Lamiales; Orobanchaceae. The record is from the annotation of a GenBank genome assembly.